Messenger RNA from Cylindrotheca closterium, 1728 nucleotides. NCBI's taxonomy places the organism in Eukaryota, Bacillariophyta, Bacillariophyceae, Bacillariales, Bacillariaceae. The record is from the annotation of a GenBank genome assembly.
AUGUCAUUCUUAUUAAAGUGGGGAGCAGGCGCUGUAUGCCAUCAAUCGGUCAUCGAUGCGUUGGUCGAUAUGAAGACUCGAGAAUCACUGGACGAAGAAACCGAGUUGACCGACGAAUCCAAAAAGAUUCUCAGUCAAAAAGUAGGAGAAGACAGCUUUGUCCUCAUUCUUUCACUAAAAGGACCUGCGGCAAUUAUAGAAAGCAAUGAAAACGCCCCCACUGACGCUGAUGUCAUGACGGAAGAAGUCGACCUGGGUUGGAAAAAGAUAGGAGACAACUUUGACGAUCCUUGGAUCAAAAUACCUAUUAUCCCCAAGGUCACCAAAAAGAUUUCCAAGGAAUUUACCAUUGAAAUCUUGGCGGAAGAUGAUAUGAUGACAAAAUUUAGUCUGAAAGAGCGAAUCAAAGCAAAAGUGUACACUUCAAGAGUGAUAUUUCCACUUACUGAUCUUGAUGUUUCCAUUGGCGAUGAGACUGCCAAGGUGCUGUUGGAUGAUUUGGAUUAUAGUCCUGGCAAAGCCCUUCCAGUCUCCUACACCAGUGAUUUUGAUAUGCUCAGCGAUGAAUCCUUUAGCCGAAUAUUCUUUGCUGGCAUGGGAUGUGUUCUCUUGGCGAAGCAAGAAAAGGUCUUUGAUAGUAAGCAUGGCCCAUUCAUGGUGGAUAUGCCUCUACAAGACUUGAAGCUUCGAGACAAGGACAAAUACCGACCGUAUGGUGCACGGAUUCACUUUAGUGCCGACCGAUUAGUGACGGCUAUCUAUGACUAUGACAAAGCCAAGGAAUUCUUGCCGGGUGAAGUAGGAUGGGCUGCCGCCAAAAUGUUGGCCAGAACGACUGCGUUUUUGCUCAUGACGGCACGAGAGCAUCUCAUCUGGACGCACUUUUUGGUUUCCAAUGUCGCCACUCGCGAAAAGACCAUUCACCUUCCACCCAACCAUCCCAUUCGUCGGUUACUGACAGUCUUUACCUAUGGUGCCACGGAGGUCAACAUUAAUGCCUACAGCACUCUCAUUCCCGACACUUGCAUUCUCCAUCGGUCCACAGCCCUAAAGUACAAGUCAUUGAAGGAUGUCUUUGCUUCUUCCUUUACAAGUUCUAAUAUCUACGAGCCAUUUUCCGAACGAAAGUACAAUCCAGCUUUGCAAAAGCUAAUUGACGAGGGCAAAUUCCCGUAUGCCAGUGAAGGCGAGGAGUACUAUGAAAUUGUUCGCAAAUUUGUAAAGGAUUGGUUGAAAAAAUCUGGAGAUGCUGCAACUGAUGCCCAGGCCACUGCCUUUUACAAUGGCGUGAAGGCUAGCACCAAAGGACAAGCCUAUGAAUUGCCGGAAAUGAGUCAAGAGAAUGCUAUGGUCAAUUUGCUCUCCAGUAUUAUCUUUACGGUAACUGCCUAUCAUGAGAUUAUUGGUCACGUUGUGGAUUACGCCAUUCUACCAUCCAAGGCUGGUUUCCGAUUGAACAAGAAGGAUCCGCUUCAUAUUGAUUUGCAAUCCUUCUUGUAUACCGAAAUCAUUUCGGCAUCUACUUCGACCAAGAUGCCCCAACUUUUUGGGUUUUUCCGCAAUUACUUUUCAUCAGCGGGAGCUCCUUCGUGGGAACGGGAGGUAUGGAAUUCUUUCCAAUCCGACUUGAGAAGCCAAUCCACCAAGGUGCAAGAAGACGAUGCGGCACGGGAGGUCGAAUUCAAGUACUUUGAUCCUGCCAAUUUUGAAUGUUCAGUUUCCGUGUAG